Archocentrus centrarchus (flier cichlid) is the source of this 2809-nucleotide messenger RNA. It is a transcript of the gene armh4, whose product is annotated as armadillo like helical domain containing 4. The coding region runs from base 167 to 1957 and encodes 596 amino acids. NCBI's taxonomy places the organism in Eukaryota, Metazoa, Chordata, Actinopteri, Cichliformes, Cichlidae. The transcript has 8 exons. The record is from RefSeq and is a predicted model, not a curated record.
GCUGCACAACAACAAGCCUCUCCAUCAGCUUGCUUUCCACACUACGCCGAAUUUGUAUCCGUCUGCGACUUGCAUUUUCUUUGCGCACUGCAAGGGAAGCUCCGCGUCCUCCGAACAAAAGAAACCCGUCAUGAACUCUGCAAGCAGGCACUAAGAAGAGCCAGAGAUGCUGAUGUUUGGGAUGCUCCAUCACCUCGUACUAACUGGAAUGUGUCUCUGUGUCUACGGAGCCCCGUUCAACCUCCCAAACUUGAACCCUACGCGGGCCAGCUUGGUAACAACCACCGGGUCAACACAUGCCACAGAUUUAAAAUCUAUACCAUCAAUUUCAAAACAUGUGACUGGCCUAACAUUGAAUGUAGGUGCAGGAGGGGGGACUGGCCCACAUGGGAGACCCGGGGGGAUAGAUGCCGUGACGCAGACAGAAAAUGGGGACAGCCUUGAUGGAAGAUCUAGGCUGAGCGAGGCUGGUAGAGAGGCAUGGAGCCAAAGCGGCGAGGUAAAGAAGAUCGGGAGCACAUCUGAGAUGGGAGACUCUGAAAGGCAGUCAGAGGCAGCUUCGGUGCUGUCUGUGGAUUCGGAGAGCAUCAAGGAGGAUGCACCAGCUCACGGUGAGCAGUUAAUUCCAACAGGUGGCACAGAGCAGUUGGACAUGGACGCCAGUACUCAAAAAAGGAAUCCAGACAGAUUUUUGGCCUCCACCAUAGCACCGUCAUACCUGCAGAAUUCAUACAGCCAAAAGAGUAACCCAGCUAGACUGGAAGGGAUGAAAAGCUUUGAUUCUCACCAGGAUAAAGAAACAAGUCUGCCAGAACCUCCAAAUCCCUCUGUUUCCCUCUGGACCCAGACCUCCCACAGUCCCACCCCUCCUUUUGUUGCCCAUCAGACAUCCACACCCUUGGCAAUUUGGGGCCACGACAGAGCAACUAUAUCCUCACUACCGGAUCCCUUUUUACUUGAAAUUGGACCCAGCCUAAUGCCCAGAGAGGAUGGCCCAGAAAGUCUGUGGACUGAGGCAGCAAGACCUGGAGGAGAAGAAACCACACUCCCAAUGUCUCAGGAUGAAGCCACAGAGGCCACGAUGUCAUCAGAGGCUCUCCCGCUCAUCUUUGAGCCGUUUGAAGAUGUCACACCAGAGAGGGCAGCGGCAGCGGUCACCCGUGUGUCGGGCAGCAGCCAGCCCAGAGGGCUUCCUCGGUCAGAGGCGGGCCUGGACCAGCUGGUCACCAUAGAGAGUGACAGAGACGGUCCCUCACACGCCUCACCCGUCCUUAUACCAGACUGGACGUCACCUUGGCAGACAUCUGGCAGCGAGCUCCUAGAGCCAUUCGGGUCAUUGGGUCCAUCUGUUUCUCAGCGGCAAGUCGAACCUGAGCCAGAGGAUCAUUCAGAAAAAGUCUCUGUGAAGACACCAAAGCUGGAAGACAGCUUGUCCUCUGCUGGCCCCUCCCUCUCAUCUUUUCAGCAAGCAAUGACAAUGGUAACCAUGACAACCCACCAGCCAGCACACAAAUCCACAUCAGAGGAGAUGGAGUCUGAGGAGGAGCUGGAUGACGAUGAUGAGGAUGAGAACUCUGAGGAAUCGGUGGAGGAAGAGAGUGAAGAAGACCUAACAGAAACUCCUAAAACAUCCUCGACGCAGCCGCCAUACAGUCUCAUCCCUCCACCUCCUGUCUGGGUUCAACGCAACCAGGGGCUGAUGCGUAGCUGGGUGGAGCUGAUCAGAGAAAAGGCGGGGUACGUGUCUGGGAUGUUGGCCCCUGUGGGCAUUGGUAUCACAGGGGCCCUGCUAAUUGUUGGCGCCCUCUACAGCAUCAGGAUGAUUCACCGGAAAAGGAGGAACAGCUUUAAACAUCAGAGGAGGAAGGUCAGGCAGCAGGAGCAACCUCGAGAACCCGGCACCAGCCGUCAGGACCAGGCCAUGCUGCUGGCUGACAGCUCUGAGGAUGAAUUCUGAUGAGAACCUUUUGGGCCUCUUGUUGUUGACCAACCUGCCGAGGCUCCUAAACUGGAGGUUUGGUGGACACCCCCAUCGCUACUGCAUCUCCAAUCACCCUGGGGCUGUCCUCUGAUCCACUGAAAGGGACUGAGUAAAGGGCACAAUUUACAUAGGCGGCACACAGAUCAGAUCCGCAUCCUCUCCCUCUCUGAAAUCACCAAUCUGAGAGGUGCUGCUGACUCUAAGGGUGUGGUAGGAUUGGUGUAUUACAAAAAUAAAUAAAUACGUAAAAUACUACUGGUCAUAAAAAUAAUAAUGCAUUAGCAGAGGGGGGUACUGGUAGGAUGGUGUAGUUGUAAAAUGAAUGGAAAACAGUCAAAUAAUGACAUAAAAAAUGUAAAUUAAAGUGUUGUAUAUGUAGCUGACUGGGGAAAAGUUGUGUUAGUGUAAAUAAAGUCUUAUGUAUUCAUAUACUUAAAUACUUGUGGGAAAUCUACUAAUUUGCAAGGAGUUGGACUAGAUAAUUAUUAUCAUAUGUUAGCUGAAGCUAACAGCUAGCCUAGCUCUAUCCAAAGAUGACAAAACAUACCCACUAACAUGUCCAAAACUCCCUGAUAAAUCUGUUAUAUCUUAUAGAAACUAUUAAUUUUUUUCAAAUAUUAGUAGCCCUUUGUUUUUUGUUUUUUUAACUACUGGACAGUUAGGCAAGCUGUCCUGUUUUUAGUCUUCAUGCUAAGCCAGAAUAAACCACACCUCUGUACAAAAAUCUUGACCCACCCCACAUUUCUUUAUAUUUUGCCAGGAAAAUAGGAAAUAGGUGCAGAAUUUUAUUGAAACUUGCAAACACAGCCUGAACUCUCUUAGGCAGCU